Messenger RNA from Manihot esculenta (cassava), 882 nucleotides. RefSeq lists its product as uncharacterized. NCBI's taxonomy places the organism in Eukaryota, Viridiplantae, Streptophyta, Magnoliopsida, Malpighiales, Euphorbiaceae. The coding region runs from base 1 to 882 and encodes 293 amino acids. The transcript is spliced from 2 exons. The record is from RefSeq and is a predicted model, not a curated record.
AUGGCAAAUCAACUUGUUGUUGCCGUGAAUCAAGUCAAUGAUUACUUGCAGAAUCCAUCCAAUCCAUACUACCUUCAUCCGAAUGAGAAUCCGUCUCUUGUACUCGUGUCCACUCUUCUCAAUGAGAAGAACUAUCAUCCUUGGGCUCGUGCCAUGAAAAUGGCAUUAUUAUCCAAAAAUAAAUACAGAUUUGUUGAUGGAACUCUACCAGCACCGCAGAUUGCGGAUCCGAUGCGCGUUGCUUGGCAAAGAUGCAACACAACUGGAGACAUUUUCAGAAUUUCAGAUCUGCAGGAAGAAAUAUAUGCAUUCAAACAAGGUGAUCGUGCUAUCACUGAAUAUUUUACAGAACUCAAGAUACUAUAUGAUGAGUUAAUGAAUUUCAGACCUAUACCUGUUUGCACAUGCACUAAUCCUUGUGCUUGUGGUGCUGUGGCAAAAUUUACUACAUAUCAGAAAAAUGACUAUGCAAUUCGCUUCCUUAAAGGACUGAAUGACAGAUUCACUCAUGUUAGAUCUCAAAUCAUGCUUAUAGAUCCUUUGCCUUUCAUAAAUAAAGUUUUCUCACUAGUUGUACAGCAAGAGAGACAAUUGGAUCUUGGUGAAAAUGUGAAGGUAUUUGUUAAUGCAAAGGCAUCAAAUCUUGAAGGAAACUCUCAAAGAGCAAUUAGUUUUAAUCAGUCACAGAACAGAAAUGCUUUCUAUAGAAAUCCUUCUAGCAAUGCAAAGGUGUGCACCUAUUGUGGAAAACAGAGGCAUACUGUAGAUACAUGCUACAAGAAACACGGAUUCCCUCCUGGUUUUAAGUUUAGAAACUCAUCUAUCAAUCAUAUUGCAAUGCAUGAUGCUGCUAAAACAAAUGAAACUGUACAAUCGUAUUAG